This is a messenger RNA of Rhincodon typus (whale shark), 1148 nucleotides long. RefSeq lists its product as uncharacterized. The transcript is spliced from 3 exons. The record is from RefSeq and is a predicted model, not a curated record. Bases 1 to 810 code for a protein of 269 amino acids. Lineage: Eukaryota; Metazoa; Chordata; Chondrichthyes; Orectolobiformes; Rhincodontidae.
AUGCCUGAUGAGCUUGAUGACUUGAGUAAAGUGCAAUCAGAGAGCGAGGCAAAAUCGUGGAAUGGCCUGUAUGUUUUUGCGAAUCCAGUUUGGAAAGCUGCAGGCUGUAUUGUUGCGAGUUUGUUUUUGUGCUUGGCGAUCCGGCUGCUGGGAGCAGACUUGUCCUCGUGGCCGGCAUUCCUGUGGUGGAGACACACUCGCGCCCCCACAGCACGGGCUGCUUUCCCCCGCCCCAGGCACAGCGAGAAAGUAGAAAGCGGCGCCGAGAAAAAGCUGCCAGCACCACACCUCCCCCACCCCACCCCACCCCUCCGGGGUCGAACUCGGCUGCACUUCAGGAUUUCUCUUUUUUUGUUGUUGUUGUUGUUGCCCAGUUUUGAAGUUGUGUGCCCGAGCCAGCCAGCUGCAAACAUUACAUCACUGACAAGAGACCCGGAUCCACUCCCAACUUUUGGGCAAUGGCUCUGCUCAAGUUUUAGCCAGGAAUGCCCGAGCCCCUCUCCCGCCGGCCGCAGAGGACAGACGGCUGAACUCAAGCUGACGGCGUGGGCGCUGGACUGCUGGAGAACUUUGAUGCGUCUCAACCACUUCAGUGCGACGUUUGAAUCCGUCCUCUCUUCCUUCAUGCACUACCCGCCCUCUCGCCCUUGCCAGCAGUACCGCUAUCUUUCAGAUGUCGCCCAGAUUUCCCCCACCCCCAAUAUAACCAUUAAACAAACGUACGUUAAACCCGCUGUCUUUGCGCUCAAGUUCAAUGGUAAUCUUUGCCAGGACACUGCCUAUUCAUUCUACAGAAGCACACUUCAUUAAAUGUAUAUGUGUGAACUGCAUAAAACUUUGCACAGAAUGAAACAACAAACGAUGGUCAAAGUUGGAACGUUUCUUACACUCUGUAGAACACGGCUCAAAAAGACAAGCUUACUUGGAAUGAAUUCCAUGUUUUGUUUCCUUAAAUGUAUGAUAGAUUAACCUUUAAUACUCUCUAAAUAUAAUUCAGUAAAUUUGUAGUCUUCCUUACCUUGUGGUAUUGAGGUACUAACAUUAGAGUUUCAAGGUUAAAUGAAUGUCCUGACUACACCUAUUUAUUUGUAACAAUAAACUUGCAUGGCAAAAAACCUUUUGGAUACAAAAUUGGCUUGAAUGUAGAA